Molecule: messenger RNA, 4350 nt
Organism: Astyanax mexicanus (Mexican tetra)
Lineage: Eukaryota; Metazoa; Chordata; Actinopteri; Characiformes; Acestrorhamphidae
Gene: ppp1r8a
Product: protein phosphatase 1, regulatory subunit 8a
Exons: 7
Coding region: 151-1194 (347 amino acids)
Cellular component (GO): nuclear speck
Molecular function (GO): protein binding; mRNA binding; protein serine/threonine phosphatase inhibitor activity
Source: RefSeq, a predicted model, not a curated record
AGUGUGCAGGAAAUCAAAUUACAGAAAACAUGUUAAUAUAAUUUUCAUCGGCAUAAACUACAAUUGCCAUCAGAACUACAUCUCCCAGAAUGCAACCUGCCAACAGACUCCGCCCACCUCUCCCCUCCCCUCCCCUCAGCCUGAGCCAAGAUGGCGGCGAACCCAAACACAGCCCAGUUUGACUGUCCGACCUGGGCAGGAAAGCCUCCCCCUGGGCUUCAUUUGGACGUGGUUAAAGGAGAUAAGCUAAUAGAGAAGCUGAUUAUAGAUGAGAAGAAGUUCUACCUGUUUGGGAGGAACCCAGACCACUGUGAUUUCACCAUAGAUCACCAGUCCUGCUCUCGUGUUCACGCAGCUCUCGUCUACCAUCGCCACCUUAAGAGAGUGUUUCUGAUCGACCUCAACAGCACUCACGGGACGUUUUUGGGUAGAAUCCGCCUGGAGCCCCAUAAACCUCAGCAGGUCCCCAUCGACUCCACCAUGUCGUUCGGGGCGUCGACGCGGGUCUACACCCUGAGAGAGAAGCCCCAGACUCAGCCCAGCGCCGCUGCGGGAGACGGAGGAGUGGAGGAUGAGGAGCUGAAGGGAUUGCUGGGGCUUCCGGAGGAGGAAACGGAGUUAGACAACCUGACUGAGUUCAACACGGCCCAUAACAAGCGCAUCUCCACCCUCACCAUCGAGGAGGGAAACCUGGACAUCCAGAGACCAAAGAGGAAAAGAAGAAGCUCCAGAGUGUCGUUCAGUGAAGACGAGGAGAUUAUUAACCCAGAGGAUAUCGACCCGUCUGUGGGACGCUUCAGAAACAUGGUUCAGACGGCCGUCGUUCCUCUAAAGAAGAAGAAGCUGGAGGGUCACGCUGCGCUGGGAUUGGAUGACGGGGCGAUGAGGCGGAUGCAGAACUUCCCCCUGAGCUCGGGGCUUUACGGGGACCUGCCCCCCACCAGCCACGACACAGGAACCCCGGGGGCGGGGGGUCAGGGGGGCUCCGCCCUCCUGGGCGGCCUGCCCCUCCCCUUCCCCAACCCGGCUCCAGAGGUUGACCUAUCCCCGACCACGGUGCCGCCCCCCACCAUGCUGAACCCCACCCCCGCGCCCGGACCCUACACCGCAGAACCGCUCAACGAACCACGCAAGAAAAAAUAUGCCAAGGAGGCGUGGCCUGGCAAGAAGCCCACGCCCUCUCUGCUAAUCUAGCUUCAGGAUUGGCUGGACGUUACGGUGCGGAGCCAAUCUGAGGACGAGGUGGAGAUGAUGUGUAUAAUUUCAGUCUCUAUAUGUAUAGAAAUAUUAAGCUUUUAAAAAGUUGCAGCAACUUUUAAAAAAAUACUGAAGACUUGAGCUUAACGUGAGCUUAACUCAGCAGACGAAGCUUUAACUCCAGAGGAACUGUGAUCAUCAGAAACUGAUCAGGGAGAUCUGUUACUGUGGAAUUAUAUUAGUGCAUACAGCUCUAAAAAAAAAAAAAGAGAGAGCACUUAAAAUGAUAAGUUUCUUUAAUUUUAUCAAAUUAAAAACCUCUGGAAUAUAAUCAAGAGGAAGAUGGAUGAUCACAAACCAUCAAACCACCAAACUGAACUGCUUGAAUUUUUGCACCAGGAGUAAAGCAGCAUAAAGUUAUCCAAAAGCAGUGUGUAAGACUGGUGGAGGAGAACAUGAUGCCAAGAAAAAAAACAGGAUUAUUCCACCAAAUAUUGAUUUCAGUCAUUUCUCAUUUUCUGUAAAUAAAUGCUCUAAAUGAGAAUAUUUUAUUUGGAAUUUGGGAGAAAUGUUGUCUGUAGUUUAUAGAAUAAAACAACAAUGUUCAUUUUACUCAAACAUAAACCUAUAAAUAGCAAAAUCAGAGAAACUGAUUCAGAAACUGAAGUGCUCUCUUAUUUCAGAGCUGUAUGUCCACAUGUUUACUGUUAAUGAUUUCCUCUGUUUGGAUGUUGGCGGGUCGAAUGAGGCGGGUGCUUAAAUUGUCAUAUUUAAUAACUGCAGCUUCAGAAUAGCAGAUUAACCAAUAGCAGUAGGACUUACUAUGAGGAGAUCUCUAACGGUUGUAUUGAGAGAACAUGUUGUGGGGAUGCACUGAGAGGAAUUCUACGCCUUAUUUUCAUUUAUACGUCUGUUAUUUCAGACACUGAUGAUGUUUAUCUGACGCUUUUAUCCAGAUCAUUUUACAGGGUUAUUUCUGUUACAGGUUUGGGUUAAUGAAGUGUUAAGAGUCUUGCCCAAGGACAUUGUAUUUAUUUAUUUAUUUAUUUAUUUAUUUGGUUAUUAUAUGUUUGUUUUUUGAUCUGUCCCUGCGAUUCUCCAGAUCUCCGUUCAUAAACGCAGAACCGUGACAUAAUUAAAUGUUCUGUUUUAAAUACAGGAUUAAUACUGUUCAAAUCCAACUAUCUUAAUCAAACGCUCAUCUUUUCCUAUAGAUUUGAUUUUGAUAUGAUUGUGCAUCCCGGGUGUGUUCUCAUGUUUGUAGAAACACAAAGCAGGUAUGAAAAAAACUUAAUUCUAAUUGAGUUCUAAUCAAAUCUAAAGUAUUCAGAGAGAGACAGAAAUAUAUACAUAUAUCUCUGCAGGAGGGAUGUGUUACUGGAACGUGAUGAAGAGGAGAAGUGAAAAUGUGAUGUAAGUUUGUGUGUUUUAUAUUUUUAUAUUGGAAUAUAAAUAUAAUAUGUUUUGGAGUGGAGUUUACUGCCUGGUGUGAGAGAGAGUGCGAGAGUGUGUGUGCGAGAGUGUGUGUGCGAGAGUGUGUGUGCGAGAGUGUGUGUGCGAGAGUGUGUGUGCGAGAGUGUGUGAGAGAGAGAGAGAGAGAGAGUGUGUGUGCGAGAGUGUGUGUGCGAGAGUGUGUGUGCGAGAGUGUGUGAGAGAGAGAGAGAGUGCGAGAGUGUGUGUGCGAGAGUGUGUGUGCGAGAGUGUGUGUGAGAGAGAGAGAGAGAGAGAGUGCGAGAGUGUGUGUGCGAGAGUGUGUGUGCGAGAGUGUGUGUGCGAGAGUGUGUGUGCGAGAGUGUGUGUGCGAGAGUGUGUGUGCGAGAGUGUGUGUGCGAGAGUGUGUGUGCGAGAGUGUGUGUGCGAGAGUGUGUGUGCGAGAGUGUGUGAGAGAGAGAGAGAGAGAGAGUGUGUGUGCGAGAGUGUGUGUGCGAGAGUGUGUGUGCGAGAGUGUGUGUGCGAGAGUGUGUGUGCGAGAGUGUGUGAGAGAGAGAGAGUGCGAGAGUGUGUGUGCGAGAGUGUGUGUGCGAGAGUGUGUGUGUUUGAGAGUGUGUGUGUGAGAGAGAGAGAGAGAGAGAGAGAGAGAGUGUGUGUAAGAGUGAGUGUGUGUGCGAGAGUGUGUGUGCGAGAGUGUGUGUGCGAGAGUGUGUGUGCGAGAGUGUGUGUGCGAGAGUGUGUGUGCGAGAGUGUGUGUGCGAGAGUGUGUGUGCGAGAGUGUGUGUGCGAGUGUGUGUGCGAGUGUGUGUGUGCGAGAGUGUGUGUGCGAGAGUGUGUGUGCGAGAGUGUGUGUGCGAGAGUGUGUGUGCGAGAGUGUGUGUGCGAGAGUGUGUGAGAGAGAGAGAGUGCGAGAGUGUGUGUGCGAGAGUGUGUGUGCGAGAGUGUGUGUGUUUGAGAGUGUGUGUGAGAGAGAGAGAGAGAGAGAGAGAGAGUGUGUGUAAGAGUGAGUGUGUGUGCGAGAGAGUGUGAGAGAGAGAGAGAGAGAGAGUGUGUGUGCGAGAGUGUGUGUGCGAGAGUGUGUGUGCGAGAGUGUGUGUGCGAGAGUGUGUGUGCGAGAGUGUGUGUGCGAGAGUGUGUGAGAGAGAGAGAGUGCGAGAGUGUGUGUGCGAGAGUGUGUGUGCGAGAGUGUGUGUGUUUGAGAGUGUGUGUGUGAGAGAGAGAGAGAGAGAGAGAGAGAGAGAGAGAGAGUGUGUGUGCGAGAGUGUGUGUGCGAGAGUGUGUGUGCGAGAGUGUGUGCGCGAGAGUGUGUGUGCGAGAGUGUGUGUGCGAGAGUGUGUGUGUUUGAGAGUGUGUGUGAGAGAGAGAGAGAGAGAGAGAGAGUGUGUGUAAGAGUGAGUGUGUGUGCGAGAGUGUGUGUGCGAGAGUGUGUGUGCGAGAGUGUGUGUGAGAGAGAGAGAGUGCGAGAGUGUGUGUGCGAGAGUGUGUGUGCGAGAGUGUGUGUGUUUGAGAGUGUGUGUGAGAGAGAGAGAGAGAGAGAGAGAGUGUGUGUAAGAGUGAGUGUGUGUGCGAGAGUGUGUGUGUUUGAGAGUGUGUGUGUGAGAGAGAGAGAGAGAGAGUGUGUGUAAGAGUGAGUGUGUGUGUGUAGAACAGGAUGGAGAAAGUAAGUGGAAUAAUUUCUACAUGUUUGUUUGAUGUUUGUUUAAUAAACAGGAUUCUGACUGA